This is a messenger RNA of Bursaphelenchus okinawaensis, 4280 nucleotides long. The record is from the annotation of a GenBank genome assembly. NCBI's taxonomy places the organism in Eukaryota, Metazoa, Nematoda, Chromadorea, Rhabditida, Aphelenchoididae.
AUGAAUGAGACGGAAGAAGUAUUCGAGCUACAGUAUCUGUGUCCAUCAUGCAAAGUCACAGCCGUCGUACUGUACACAACACUCUCCAUACUGGCUUUCAUUGGCAACUCUUUAAUUGUCGCAGUAAUCGUCUACUUUCGCCGACUACACACCGCCACCAACAUGUUGAUCAUGAACUUGGCCAUAGCUGACCUUAUGAUUAGUAUCUUCUGCAUGCCGUUGUCAUAUUGGCAUGUUAUUAUUUUCGAGGAUCAACGAUGGGUAUUUGGUGCUUUUUUGUGCAAAAUUUUUAACUUUUUGCAAGCUGGGGCAGUGUUUUUGAGUUCAUGGACACUUGUGGUCAUAAGGUGAGUUUUUUUGUUGAUAAUGUAAAAAGAUGGCUUUAUAGGAAAAUUUUAGUAGAUAGGUUGUGUAAAGCGUAAAAAGAUGUAUACAUUCCCAAAGUUUUAAAAAUUUACGGUUUUGCUUUCUCGAGUUAUUCUUUGCAAAUUCCGUCUAUUUUUCAUCUUUUUUAGGCAACACUUGACAAUUUUUUGUUUUUUUUGUGUCAAAAGCAUAUUUACAAUGAUGUUACUUUACAACAGAUAAAAGAAUUAGCCAGAUUAUCCAACAAUAAAUUAUAAUGCAUCCUUUUUGUCUGUUUGGACAAAAAAUGUGACAAUUUGAGAAUAGGAACACUUGAAAGUUGCAAAAGCUGUUUUUUAUCUAAAAAUUGAAAAAAAAGUUUUAAAUUGAAGCCUGGCAUCAAAUGUUGAAAUUCUGUAAAAUGUCAAAAGGAUUAGCUAAUAAGCAGAGUUUUAGUUAUAUUUCAAAUGAUUUUAAGUAUGAUAACAUAAUUUAGGCCUUGAGCACAAAAUUCAAAGCAAACUUUAAAAAAAAACAGAAAAAAAAUUUUUAAUUUUUAAAAAAAUUACAAAACUUAAAUUGUGUCAAAAUUUACAAAAACUUUGUUUACAGCUUCGACCGAUUCAUGGCCAUAAUGUUUGUGAUGUCACCAUGGCUGCGAUUAACGAGACGUCGAGCGUUCCUUCUCAUCCUGGGGACUUGGGCCUUCUCAUUAGUUAUGGCACUACCCUUGUUGAUUGUCAAUCAGGUACGGGUUUGUUUUUCGUUCAUUUUGAAGUGCAAAAUUUAAAAAAAAACAAAAAAUGUUAUUUUUGUGGUUAUGAACGUAGAACAUGAUUAUUGAAGUUCUGUAAGUCAAUGUAUCAUGGAUGUAAAUAUUCCUGUGUCCUUGACUUCGAAGUUUUACUUUGAGAAAAGGCACAGAAUUAUUUGAACAAUCUGUUAUUACAACUUUAAGUGCAUGGUAUGGAAUUUAUACUAUUAGGUUGAAUAGAAAGUAAUGAGCUAAUGAACCAUAUUUCAGCUAUCAGAUAUAGCUCAUUACGUUUUAUACAAUAUAAUUGUCCAAUCUGUAGUACUACAAAGUUUUCAAAGCGUACAGCCAAAAGUAUAAAUAUAGUUAUAUGAGUGUGGAGAAAAGCCUUGGCGUCAAUUUUUUCUGUCAAAAAGCGACAAGUCUUUUAUUAGACACUAGAUAUAGAUGAUCUUUAAAACGCAUUUUUGAUUUGCAUAAACUUUAAUAUAAAGAGCACUAUAGUAUAAGUUAAGUACGUAGGCAGUUAUUAAUUCGGUUUGUUUUUCAUGUCUUUGUAUCUACGUAUUAUGAUGUAGAAAAUGCGGAAUUAGCUACUGUAAAGCUGUGUACCGCUUCAUUGACUUCAUAAUUUGUAUACAUAGUUUUAUUAGGUAGUUCAAUUAAUUCUUACUGUUUAUGUAUGACUGAUGUUUUUAUAAAUAUUGAAAAAUCACAAGAUGCAAGCCCAUGGUUAAUAUAUUAUUUCAUUAAAUUGCUACGGAUUUUGUGAGGGUUAAGCUGUAAAAAUACUGCCGAGGAUUCAAUGUUCACGACAUCAAGAAGGCACGACAGAGACUUUAACACGCUUAAACUUCAAGUAUAAUACAAGAUCGUAAAACGUAUAUUGUGUAUUGUAAACGCUAGCAAUUGGUUUGAAAAUGUGUUUUGAGGUUUUAAACAGUGUAAAAUUUAGUUUUAAGUCUUUAACAGCUACUGGGACCCAAACCGAUCUUUUGGGCUAGCCUUGGUUUUGCUGUGACUCUGAAAGUUUAAGCAUAACACCUAAAGUAUUAACUAAAACAUGAAAUAUAGUGCUUAAAAUCUCCUCAUAAUAUCCAAAACCCGCUCAGAACCUUCUCUAUUUCCACGUAUUUUCAGACCGAGCCAACGCCCGCCGGCGUGGAGACGUGUCAAGAGAAGUGGGAACUCCUCAGUCCCUUAGGGGAUGUAGAUCAAAUCGUGCACAGCUACACAUCAGCCCUUUUCGCUCUACAAUAUUGUCUACCAUUGUUUGUUUUGGUAAUCACGUACACGUUCAUUGGGCUCCGAAUGUGGAACAGCAAAGUGCCUGGGGCUGAUCGGACACAAAGUACGCGAUACGUGGUACAGGGACGGCAUGACUCGGUUAAAAAGGUGGGUACUGUAGAUUUUGUGGCAGAUUUGUAAAGAUUUCAAUUUUUUUCGAAAUUUAAUUUUUUUUUAAAUUUUAAAAUUUUUGAAGGAAAAGUUUCCUAUUUUACCAUCAUCAUUAUCUAUAUCACAAAUCCUUUAAGAAGUUUUUUAGUCUGCCAUUUAUAUCUUCAUCUACCGUAUAUACUGUCACAGGCAUGCAUAGAUAGACUUCACUAGUUUCUUCCUCUCCCUAGACUGCAAUAUAUAUAAUAUCUGUGUCGAAGCUCAUACUUGAUAUUUACUAUAGUGCAUACUUUGUUGUUCUUCAUAUUUUGGUAAAUUUCUUGAAUACAAAAGGGCACAUAUUGUUGUCAAUAACUACGUAUUAUAGUUGCUUUUAUGUCACAAUUUAUAAAAUUAAAAGAGUCUUUUAAGGGCAUCCGGAUAUUUUUCAUAUCUUAAGAAGAUUCAGAAAAAGUUUUCUGAAGUGUUAUAGGUUUUUCAAAGCUAUGCUAUAACAAUACAAAAAGCCAUAAAAAUUUAUUUAACCAAUUAAGCUACUUUUCGUAUUUUACAACAAGUUAUAGGUUCACAAAAAAGUUAGUGCUAGUGCAAGAGCAAUAAGUUCAGACCUUGAUCUCUAGCCUUAAAGUUCAAGAUUCUCUAAAAUCUUGUAAUUCUCACAAAUUUCAGUCAAAAAACUAGAUUAUUUGCUUCAAAACAGUAUCUUUUACCAUUGAUUACGUUAUUCAUAAGCUUACAAAUAAAAAUUGUUAUUCAUUACAGAUAUUGUAAGUUAUUUUUCUACGUACAUAUUAUGACCAUCUUUACAAUCAGUGUGAUUGCUUUUUACAAGUAACAUUUUUGCGUCAGGAGAAGAGAUAAAAUGUCACAAAAACAAUAGGAUUUUUGAUUUUUGUCAUAGUACAAUAUGAUUUACUAGAGUAUCUUUCUUAAUCAAGCUAUAACAUAAAUUUUUGAAAUUACUGUAAUAUAAAGCUACGAAUAAGGUUACAACUGUAGAAUAUUGACCUAACGGUUCAGAAAAAUUUGUUUUUGACAUUAAGUAAAGUCUGCCAAUUUUUAGUUAUACAUUGGUCAAUACCACCUAUUUACGUUCACUGUAGUUGUCAAUAAUACUAUUUUUAUACCAUCUACUACGUUAUUGACUGUCAUGGCAUUGACAUGUCACUCUAUCUUAAAAUAACAAAAAAUAUUUUAAAAAUUUUAAAAAGUAGCAAAACCUGUCCAAACUUUAAAGACAACAAUUAUACAGCGUAUUUUACUCUAUACAAUUGAAUACAAAUUAGUCUAUCCUUACCAUAUCUUAUAGAAUAUUAUACAAUAACGUACUACAAUAGCCGAAACUUAAAUUUUUUAUGCCUAAUUAGUCCAGUACAGUACGGUAAAAAUAAUAAAAAAUUUUUUUCAGCUGAUCCCCAUGGUGCUAUUAGUAAGUGCAUUGUACGCUGGAUGUUGGCUACCCCAAAACCUUCUUAUGAACAUAUGGGUAACCUAUGACCCCACCAUCACCUCCCACCCCUACAUUCUCUACAUCUGGUGGGCUGCUCAUACCAUAGCCAUGUUUCAUUCGAUUGUCAACCCCUUCAUUUACUAUUGGCAGAACCGGAGGAUCAACGAAGGCGUACGCUAUCUGCUACGAUGGCUACCGUUCAUUCAUUUCGAUAACUUCCAUUACCUGGAAGAAAAACCGGGUAGUAGGGCGGUCAAGUUCGUCAACAUGGUCGCUUACAUGCCCGUAGCUGGAAAGAAAGUUUUGCACUCGACUGUCUCAGACAGUGGUUGA